UUUUACGCUGCCAUUUUGUCCGGCAGAGAAGCAACCAGCCAGCAAGUCCGUAAAGCGAAACCACUGGCGAGACUUUUUAGACAGCAGCACAGCGCAGCACAGGACGGGACUGUCGGUGAAAAACGAACCGAUAAUGUGGAGUCGGCAGCCGAAGGACAGCACCAACUGAGCCUGAAGAACGUGAAGGGAAACAACCGAGCUGUCGUUUUUAACUUAACGGGUCCGCCGGUUCUGCUCUUCUGUCACAGACUACAGGCACUCGCUGGGCUCUUUGGCUUGCUGGCAGGUUAGCUAACCCCGCUAGCUACUCGGCUAACACCCACCGCUCCUCGCAUCUUUUCUCACCGGGAGAAGCUGCACCUGUCCCGGCUGUCAGUCUCACGGUAUCUACUUAUAAACUUCAAACAAUGUGCUGCUCAGUUCUGAGUGACUUUUUACGCCCGAGGUGGGGUUUAACACACACUUUGCCAAGCGACCAGUGAUAGCUAAACGGUCCAAGCUAACAAGUUGACGUGGAAGAGGAACUCGAGAUUGUUGUUGGCGUUCUCCAAGUUGUGAUUUCAUACGGAUUACUUUUAUUUUUUGCCCCGAGGUGGUCUCUUUGGUGACCCCAAACAAAUCGUCCAGGUUACAUACAAACCAGCCAGUUAGCUAUGUUUAUUUGUGGCCAGAAAGUCAUUUCCAGUGUUUACAAAUUCUACAGUGGGACUCUUUCCUGGUUCGAGUACUGCAACGGAAACAUUAGCUAACACAGACUAGCUCAGAUUAGUGUUGUCGUGUUUUGUUUACUAGCUAGAUAGUCGUAAUAAACUGUUGCCAAACGAUUUAACUAUAAAGAAAAACUACAAAUCAGCUGUUGAUUGUGGAUUUCAUUGUAAAGCCAAUCAGAUAUUCUUGUACCUGCAUUUUGUUUUGCCACCACUGAUCUGACAUUACUGCAGACGAGACUGCACAGGUUUUGUACGCACCUGGGGGGGAGAAAAAAAAAAACUUAACACAACAGUGGGUGUCUGAUCGCAACCCUUUACCUCCUCUUGACAGUGAAGUCACGUUGAGUUGUGUCCCGCAGGGAGUUGAUCCAUUGAUCGGAUCGUUAUUGUGCUAUUUUAGCUGAUUGAGGAAAAAGCAGACAGAGACAGAGAGAGGAAUAGAAGCGAUGUCGGGCCAAUCAAUCACGGAUCGGAUCGCAGCAGCGCAGCACAGCAUGACCGGGUCGGCUAUCAGCAAGGCUGUGUGCAAAGCCACCACACAUGAAGUCAGCGGACCCAAGAAGAAACACCUUGACUAUCUGAUCCACUGCACCAAUGAGAUGAAUGUGAACAUUCCCCAGCUGGCGGACACGCUGUUUGAGCGCACGGCCAACUCCAGCUGGGUGGUGGUCUUCAAAGCCCUUAUCACCACCCACCACCUCAUGAUGUACGGCAACGAGCGUUUCACCCAGUACCUGGCCUCCAGAAACACUCUGUUUAACCUGAACAACUUCCUGGAUAAGGGAGCUCUGCAAGGUUACGACAUGUCAACCUUCAUCAGACGAUACAGCCGUUACCUGAACGAGAAGGCCAUGUCCUACAGACUGGUGGCUGUGGAUUUCACCAAGAUGAAGAGGGGGAUUGACGGUGUGAUGCGUACCAUGAACAUAGAGAAGCUGAUCAAGACGCUGCCCAUUGUUCAGAACCAGCUGGAUGCUCUGCUGGAUUUCCAGGCCAACCCUAAUGAGCUGACCAACGGAGUGAUCAACUCAGCCUUCAUGCUGCUCUUCAAAGACUCCAUAAGGCUGUUUGCUGCCUACAACGAAGGGGUCAUCAACCUAUUGGAGAAAUACUUUGACAUGAAGAAGAACCAGUGCAAAGAUGCUCUGGACAUCUACAAGAAAUUUCUUUACAGGAUGACGAAGCUGUCAGAGUUCCUCAAAGUGGCUGAGCAAGUUGGAAUAGAUCAGGGUGACAUCCCAGAUCUCUCACAGGCCCCCAGCAGCCUCCUGGAGGCUUUGGAGCAGCACCUGGCCUCUCUGGAGGGCAAGAAGACCAAGGAAUUGAAUGCAGACACCAGAGCGUCCACCCUGUCCAGUGCCGUCUCAUCUCUCUCCUCCACCGGCAUGUCCUUCAGCCGCAUGGACGAGAAGGAGAAGCAGCAGGCCUUGGAGGAGGAACAGGCCAGACUGCAGGCUCUUAAGGACCAGCGCCUGAAGGAGAUCAACAUGCAUACUCCACCCUCUGCCUCCCCCAGCAGCCAGUCGAUGGGUGCCAACAACAACAACCACAUCACACAAACCCCAGAGUUGUUCAGCUCCACGAUGUCUGCCAACAGUGUGCCCAAUCUGAACAGUGACCUGUUUGAUCUUCAGCCGGCCUUCAUCCCCACUGUGCAGAGCACUCCUUCAAUCUCCACCGCCAACAGUGCCUGGGGAGGAAUGGAGAGCCAGCCUCUGCAGCAGACCGCCCCAGCCAUGACUGUAGAUUUCGAUGCUGUGUUUGGGAAUAAGGCCACGCCCAGUAACAACGGCCCACAACCUGCAGCCGGUUUUGAUGCUCUAGGAGACCUGUUGAAGCCUACAAUUCCCACACACACUGCACCUCAUCAUCCUCCUCCUCCUCAAAUGGUCAUUCAUCAUGGAGGAAAGCUGCUAGCCAACGACCUCGACUCUUCUCUGGCCAACCUCGUGGGCAAUCUGCAGUUUGGUGGGACCCCAGCCAAGAAGCCAGAUAUGCAUUGGAGCCAGCCUGGAGAGAAGAAGCUGACGGGGGGCCAGAACUGGCAGAAUAAGACCAUGUCGACCACACAGUGGACCCCCGCGCCCAUGGCCCCGCAGCCCAUGCCUGUGCAACAUGUGAAUGGAAUGUUCUAUACUAGUUAUGCUCCAGCUCCCAUGGCUUUUCCCAUGACCACACCACAAGUGCCUGUGUAUGGAAUGGUCCCUCCCCAGAUGGGUCAGAUGGGCGGGGUACCAGUGAUGGCUCCUCAGCCAAUGAUGUACAACCAGCCUGUUCUCAGACCCACCAACCCCUUCGCAACCAUGCCCGGAGCCCAGAUGCAGUUUAUGUAAUCCAGUCAGGGGGGAAGCAGAGUGCCAUAAGCGACAAACAAACAAACAGCAGAAGAAAACACACAAGAGGAACAAUCAGAUGGACGAAGGAAUGAUUUGAUCAAGCUAAAACGACUAAGAGACAGACAGACAGACGACAAGAUAACCAACCAACACCAAAAAACAAUUUGGAAAGAGGAGGAGAAGAUGACCAAACAGAGGAUGGAGGGAUGUGGUGGGGAAGAUGUCAUCCUGGCUGGUUGUUGUCUGAAACAACUUCUUGCAUAAGUGUGUGUGUAUGUGUGUGUAGCUUCUUUCUGUUAUACUGUCUAAUUUGUGUUUUAAAUCCUAUCAUGGAGUGAUGUUUCAGGAGAGGGAAUAAGGAUGAGAGAGAAAGAUGGGAAGAAAGAUGGAGGAGUGGAGAGAAGAGGGGAUUGAGGAAAUCCUACCUCUGGUUUUCAGUCAGACCGAACCUGUCUGCCUGCUUGUGAAAGUCUGCUGCAGAAUUAGCUUUAUUUCAUACUGGUGCUAUUUUGUCCACUCUGGGUUACCGUCCACCUGCAACGGCAACAUGAGAGCACUUAGGAGGGGACAAGAGUUUGUUUAGUGUGUGUGGAAGUAUGUGUAUUUGGUCUGUGUACAAAAAUGUGUGUUUGUGUACGUACAGCAGUUGUUUCAGACAAUACCUUUACAACCAACCUCCUCUCCAUCCCCUCCGUUCGCUGUCUGUGUCCACAACUGUCCAAUCAGUGAGAGAUUUGGAGGCAAAUCUUCUCAAGUGUGUUUCCCUUAAUUUUCCGCUCUGUUGUGAUAUCUUUGUAUUUUUCGAUCUGUUUUCUUCUGCAGCCUCUCCUGAAUGUUACCGGGGCUUGUACAGCAAUUUGUUGAACCAUUUAAUAGUAGUUGAGCGUUUGUUGUUAUGGGUUUUAAGCUAAAGUCUUUGUUACUCAUACUGCAUUGUUUUCUUCUCCUAAAGCAGAUACACACAGAGAGACAGCGGUGACAACAUGCUAGCAUGGUACAUAGUCAUCUAAAUUGUCUGUGAAGCAAAAAUUUUGGAUAUUUUUCUUAAGGCCUGCUCACACCAGAAAGUGGUACAACUAAAUUCAUCUGUGCUUCUUUGAGAAAUAUGCGGCUCUGAAAGGAUGGUGACGUAUUUUGGUCUACAAACCAUAACUCUUUUGUGAAGCAGUUUAUACUGCAACAGAGGAGGUUAAAUUAAACUGGAUUGUACAUCACAGUCAAUAAGCUACGAUAGCUUCCUCCAUUUUGGACUCUCCGUUCUGCCCAAGGUCAGCACUGUCAAGACGGCUUGCUCUUGGUUAACGGCAAAAAAAUUUGUCUGUCAAAAAUUGAACUUGACGUGAAAAAUUUGCACAGAUGCACUUCGUCCUAGCUAGCGAAUCCACUGAUCCCGGCUGUUACAUUGGAAUUAGCUCAUUUCACAGCACAAUUUACCCGUUUUAAAUGCUGGUGUGACCACGCAUUUAGCCAGACAUACUUUUACUCUCAGUGGAGGGUAAAAUGAAAGAUAUUUGCAUUUUUGUUAUGCUAAAGAGACUGCGGAGUGUGUAUUAGCAUCGUUAGCCUGUUAACGCCUGGUUGACCUGUGUGUAUCUGUUCUUCUUGUCUUCAUCAGCUCACCAACCAGAUUCAGACGUCAGUGGUUUCUAAAAUAAGAGCUUUUUCAUUAGGUACACCCUAUUAGCAGAUCCACAUUAUGUGCCAAUGAUUAAUGACAGCAGCACUGAGUGAGUGAUUAAAUGUUACUGAAUCAAGCUGAAUUCAUUUUAUAUUGCACUGAAUCAAAGUGAGUGGCUUUAAGUGCGACUCUGUCUGCACCGAGAGCUAAACGACACUGAACUUUUGGCAUCACCCUCGCUCCACGGUUCCAGGAAAUUUUGGGGAUCAAAUUUGACUCAUGUAAGAGGUCAUGGCCAUUCCUCAGCCAAAGCAUCCAUGAAUUUGAGUGUUGCUAUAUGUGUGCAUAAUGCAUUUUAGUGUGUGUUCACGUGUGUGCUUGCACAUUUAUGUGUAUGUUUUCCAUUCAGGGCUAUUUCUGAGGGUCAAAUUGUGUCAGAUUUCGAGCCAAAAUUGAGCCAACGAGUUUGACACGAAAUGUGCUUGUAUUGUUUUUGUAAAAUCAAAUUUUGUUGCAGAAUGCACAUGCAAAAAUGUUGCACUGAAGUGACUAUCCUGCCGUAGCAGAGCUGUUGCCAGUUUUUCUGGUGUGGAAAAAUGUUGAGAAAGAGAUUUGAAAUUUGUUGAAAUUGGGGUUUUACAAUAAGAAGUUUGUCUAAUCUACCAGCCACUGUGGCAGGUAACUAAAAAUUAUUUUCCUGCCAUUCUAACAACUUGAAACUUUUUUGUAGUCCCAUCCCCGGUCCCAGUCUAGUGUCUACAUCCCCGUCAUCAGUGAUAGUUCAGUUGUUUCACACACAUCAUCCACUCUGUUAUUGAAAUCUCUAGAAUCUCGCUUCCCAACUCUGUCUAGUUGAUCUAUCUCUAGAAUGCUUUUUUAGCCUGCUUUGUCACUGUUUGGUAUGUGUAGAUAUGUAAAAAAAAAUAAUAAUAAUAAUAGUAAUAACCAGUUUCUGUCUAGAUUGUCUGCUCCCACCCAUCACUGUCGCUGUUGUAUAGAUAUUGCUCUUAGACGCUUCUUGUCGCAGUCUUGUGUUCGCUUAGCCUCUCGUCAUAGUAUCUUCCUGCAGUAGGUUUCCCACCCUGUCCUCACUUCUGCCAGUGUCUAGUAACUAUAGCUGUAUUAUCUCUCUUGGUGUCUCGGUCUUCUAGCUGUAGACGAAAGCUUUCGGAGGCUCUCAGGCUUUGUGGUUCGUUUUGAGUGCGCUCUUUCUUCUUGCUCUAGCAUCGCUCCAGUGUCUGGUAGAUAAGGUCCUCGUCAUUUUUUGCCCAUCUCGACAACAUCGGCCAUCUCCACCUCUCAUUAUGAUGUCAGCAGCCUACAGCAAACCGUCUCUGAUUGGACUGUUGAACCUAGACAACGUAUCAGAUGCUUGGAUAUUCAGGUCUCUUUUUUUUUUUUUUUUUUUUCGACAAAUGGCUCUAAGAGAGACAUACAAGUCAAGUAUGUAGUGCAACCAGGUUUGGAAAUGAGCUUUAGCUAAAUGCUUGCAGCUGCUCAAUUAGCUGCUUCAACAGUGAACCAGCUAUUGUUCAGGGGUACUUUUAAAUGUUAUUCAGUCGGGAAAAUGUGGCAAGUAGCAAGGGAAUCCACCAAUCACUGGGACAAUUGAACAAAAGUUCAGUUCCAAGCCCUGAUAUUAAGGAAACCUGUAGGUUGUCUUUGGUUUUUGUUCCCAGUCAAAACUUGAUCUAUGUCAUUGAACAUAAAGCUGCUUUCUGGUG
This is a messenger RNA of Siniperca chuatsi (mandarin fish), 6388 nucleotides long. Its product is annotated as phosphatidylinositol-binding clathrin assembly protein. Gene Ontology annotation, biological process: synaptic vesicle budding from presynaptic endocytic zone membrane; clathrin coat assembly; clathrin-dependent endocytosis. The coding region runs from base 1157 to 3043 and encodes 628 amino acids. The transcript has 20 exons. Gene Ontology annotation, cellular component: clathrin-coated vesicle; extrinsic component of presynaptic endocytic zone membrane; clathrin-coated pit. NCBI's taxonomy places the organism in Eukaryota, Metazoa, Chordata, Actinopteri, Centrarchiformes, Sinipercidae. The record is from RefSeq and is a predicted model, not a curated record. Gene Ontology annotation, molecular function: clathrin heavy chain binding; SNARE binding; phosphatidylinositol-4,5-bisphosphate binding.